Protopolystoma xenopodis is the source of this 507-nucleotide messenger RNA. The record is from the annotation of a GenBank genome assembly. NCBI's taxonomy places the organism in Eukaryota, Metazoa, Platyhelminthes, Monogenea, Polystomatidea, Polystomatidae.
CCGACGAUUGCGCCAAGUGGCCGCGAAGAAGAUGAGUCGUCGGCCAAUGUCUCUGCCGUACACGCCCAGCCUCUGUUGGUGUGUGCGACCAAUGGAUCGCUGAGUGGUGACACACUUACUUCGGCCCUAUGUCUCUCCUCCGCCCUCGCCGCAACCAACAUCCCCAAUGACGUACAGCCCAGCUCCUUCACCUCAGCCACCAAGCCGUCAUUUGGUUGUAUCGACUCCAGCUCUUCCAUCUUUCCUUCGUCUGUCGGCCACCCAGACGUCCUCUCCGGCGCCCCAGUCUCCAUCUCCUCUCUGCCACUGCCCUCCACAGUCUCCUCCUCCUCUUCCUCCUCAUCUUUGUCAUCCUCCUCAUCCUCCUCCUACUCACCUUCGUCCUCAUCGCCCUCCUCGUCACCAUCCCAAAAUAACCUUCUGCACAGCAACAAGUCAGAAAUGACCAGAUCUACCAACAGGGAAGCCAUGCAGAUCAAUUGUUUCCAGCCUUGUGAAGGUCGUUGA